Boeremia exigua is the source of this 1782-nucleotide messenger RNA. RefSeq names its product high-affinity methionine permease. Gene Ontology annotation, molecular function: L-amino acid transmembrane transporter activity. NCBI's taxonomy places the organism in Eukaryota, Fungi, Ascomycota, Dothideomycetes, Pleosporales, Didymellaceae. Gene Ontology annotation, cellular component: membrane. The record is from RefSeq and is a predicted model, not a curated record. The transcript has 5 exons. Bases 1 to 1782 code for a protein of 593 amino acids. Gene Ontology annotation, biological process: amino acid transmembrane transport.
AUGGCGGCUCUUUCUGCAUCGCAUCUGAAGCAUCUCUUUUGGGGAGACUCAAGCGAUAAUGUCGACGCCGUAGAUGUAAAGGCAAACAACGCCCAGAUUGGCGAGGAAGUCUUCGUUGAUGGAGUACUUGUACACCAGGAUGCCAAUGGUGCACCCGUGGAGACAGUCAGCCCAUUGGGCUACCAUGUUGGAUGGGCCGGGAUCCUCUUCCUGAACGUCAGCCAAAUGGUGGGCACCGGAGUCUUCAGUACACCCGGGUCGAUCCUACGAGCGCUCGACUCUGUGGGUCUUUCAAUCCUGUACUGGAUAUUUGGUUUCGUCAUUGCUGCCACUGCCCUUGCAGUCUACCUGGAGUAUGCAGCUAUGUUCCCCAAUCGAUCAGGCGGACAAGUUACCUACCUUGAGCAGGCCUUUCCGCAUCCGGCUUUCCUACUUCCUGUAACAUACGCCUUUUUCACAGUCGUAUUCUCAUUCUCGAGUAGCAAUGCAGUUGUGCUUGCUCGUUACAUCUACCGUGCGGCUGGACACACGGCUUCUGAAUGGGAGAACAAGGGCCUUGCGUUGGCUUCUUACUCCUUCCUUGCAUUCCUAUGUCUGAUUUCCACGAAGUGGUCAAUGCGUCUUAUGAAUCUGAUAUCAUUUGUCAAAUUGAUAAUCCUUCUAUUCAUCGUCAUCACCGGAUUUGUCGUACUUGGCGGCGGGACAUCUGUUCAGGACCCUCGGGCGAAUUUCCGCAACUCUUUCGAUGGCAUUACCACCAAUGGUAACGAUCUAGUCAACGCUUUAGUCAGCGUCAACUUCGCGUAUCAAGGAUAUGCUAACGCUUUCAAUGUUACGAACGAGAUCAAGAAUCCUUUCCCACUUCUCAAGAAGAUUGCCCCACUAUCACUCAUUAUCGUGUUCAUACUAUACGUUCUUGCCAAUGUGGCGUAUUUUGCUGCGGUUCCAGCGGCCGAGAUCCGAGAGUCGGGUGAGCUUGCUGCUGCUCUUUUCUUCGAGGCCGUCUUUGGUACAAAGGCUGCGAGGGGUCUGCCUGCGUUGAUUGCUGUCAGCGCAGCUGGCAACAUCAUGGCAGUUAUCAUUGGGGCUACGCGCCAGAUUCGCGAAUGCGCCCGACAAGGUGUAAUCCCCUGGCCGCACCUCUGGGCGUCGACUAAACCCUUUGGCACGCCUUUUGCGCCUGUCUUGCUCAAGUGGGUCAUGACCUGCAUCAUCAUCCUCGCGCUACCUUUUGGCGAUGCUUUCAACUUCCUGGUGGAUCUGCGAUCUUAUCCGGACUCGAUUUUCAUCUUCUUGAUGGUCGUUGGUAUCUAUGCCAUCCGUUACCGCCGGAAGAAGGAAGGCCUACCACCCGCCCAGUUUCAGACAUGGCACUCAGCACUGAUCUUUUCGGCACUUAUAUGCCUGUUCAUCCUGAUCAUGCCCUGGGUUCCACCGGAGGACGGUGGCGACUACUCGUUCUGGUACGGCACAUACAUUGUUACAGGACUCGGGCUUCUGGCUGGAAUGGGUCUCUACUAUUUUGCAUGGGUUCAUGCACUCCCUCGCCUUCGCAACUAUAGUAUCAGGGCCUUGACCGUGGUCAACGAGGACGGCAGUGUCGUGCAUCAAUUGAAACGAGUGCCGAAUACCGAGGUUGCUGAGUGGGACAGGACUCACGACGAUGCUGGUAAUGUCCUCGGCGACGCCACGAGUGUUGAUGACACGGGUAAUGCACACUUAGUGCACAGAGUCAAGGUCAGAGACACGGCGGUCCAAUACACCACGGAAGAGAAGGUAUGA